Molecule: messenger RNA, 6215 nt
Organism: Nomia melanderi (Alkali bee)
Lineage: Eukaryota; Metazoa; Arthropoda; Insecta; Hymenoptera; Halictidae
Gene: RhoGAP93B
Product: MyTH4 and RhoGAP_KIAA1688 domain-containing protein RhoGAP93B
Biological process (GO): signal transduction
Cellular component (GO): cytoplasm; cytoskeleton
Molecular function (GO): protein binding; GTPase activator activity
Source: RefSeq, a predicted model, not a curated record
AUACAGGUGUCGCUUCUAUACAUUUCCAACACUUAUUGAAUGGAAAAGAAUCGUGCCUCUAUUUAGUGUGUUAAUUCAUUUUCAAUUUCACGAAACAAAAACGCGAAACAAACCACGAAAUUACAUCGAACGAUAGUGGACAACGUUCCUCACGAACUGUUCGCCGAAACGACAAAAAUGGUCAAAUAGUUGUUACGAACGUGCCACUUGCGAAUAUCAAGACGAACUACCGAAUCGUACCUACUAAUUCCUUGUAUCGAGGGGACACGAUGAAGCCCGUAACGUGGAACAAGUGACCCGAAGAAUUCCUCGGCUAAAAUUAUAUAUUCCGAAAUGGAAAAAGAUAUGGCCGUUCGAAUUCCUAACCUUGCCCGUCCGUUCGCGUUAUGACAUACCAGACGAUAACGGUUUCGCCAGCCGCGCCGUAGCCGGAUUUUACAAAAAAAUGUGAAUCCCCGGUGACAGCACUGAAAAAACCGGCGCGAAGAUACUUGAUCGAUGCUCGGGCCGGCUUAAAAUCCGCGAAAUACCGCGAUCGACGAGGGAAAAAAAGGGGGAAAAAGACAAGUAAACCGUGUCGCAUCGAGCAUGCCAUCCGCGCGAGCUUUGUACCCUAAACUCGCUGGUCUCUCUCAUGAGUACUCACCGGCGAGCACUGGAAAACCUGUGUGCGCGAUCCCAUGCCCGUACGUGCACGAAAUCACGGGCGAAGUAAGUUUUCGGUUCGCUAUAGUGGCAGAACGAUAAAGCGAGCCGAGCCGACGGAAAAAAAAAGAUGGCCGCCGGUAGGCUGCCAUGAAGGGGCUGCGUCGCUCGCGCUUGUGGAAAUGGGACGUUGCGACAUCCAAGUGUCACCGUCGUCGUGCCCGUGAAGUGUCACAAAGUGUUCCCGAGGUGACGUGAAAGUGUUUUGUGUUCGUUCUCGCGACGGGGGAUUGAUUUUCCGCGAUGGCAUCGGACGGAAUGGAAUGGGUCGAAAUCAUAGAACCUCGUACAAAGGAGCAUAUGUAUGCAAAUCUUACGACUGGAGAAUGUGUAUGGGAUCCUCCACCUGGUGUGCCAGUGAAGAAAACUGAUAACAACCAAUGGUGGGAACUAUUUGAUCAAAAUACUUCACGGUUUUACUAUUAUAAUGCAACCUCCCUAAAAACUGUCUGGCACCGUCCAAGUGAUUGUGACAUCAUACCAUUAGCAAAGCUUCAGACGUUAAAGCAGAAUACAGAGCCAGCAAGCAGCAGUGGAGUUGAUACUCAGAAAUCAACCGAGCCAAGAAAGAAAGAAUCUGUAUCCACCCAGACACAAACUCCUUCUGUUAGUCGAUCUACAAGGUUCAGUCAUCAAGAAAGUUCCAAUUUGUCUUCUUCGUUGCAAAGUGGUAGUGUAAAUAAAACACGAAUAUCUGGUGUUGGUGUGGACCUCCAGACGUCUCCUCCUUCUCCAUCGCCAUCCACAAGACGUCACCAUCAUCAUCACCAUCAUCACCACAACAACAGGCAUCAUAGGCAUCAUGAAGUCCCGACAGCUCGUCGCCAGCAUAAUCAUUCGCAAGAUUCUGGACGCUCUAGCGACAGUUCAGUAUCCCACAGUCGAACGUCUUUGGAAUCGACCGGCUACCGACUGCUGGACUCUCCGCACCGGCAUCAUCAUCGUUCUGCCACCCAAACGCCAGCGAAUCAAGCACAAUCAUCUCCCAGACAGCACAGCGGUACAUUGGAAGCCAGGGGCCAUAAGAGCGGAACAUUGGAAAGUGUGAAGAAUCAGAAGUCUGUGCCGCUGGGUGAACCACCGCCAUUAGGUUUAUCGCUUUCAACUAGCACCCCUCUCUUCAAGAAGAAGACAUUUGUUGACUCGCAACGCGAGGUUAGGGCAGGGAAUUUAGAAUUGGAAAAGAAUAAAAAUGGUAGGGAAAGUAGUAGAGGCUCAUACGGUCCUGAACCGAGCACUUCGCCAUAUCGUGAUUCGUUGAUGGAGUCUAGAAUAUUCAGGCAAGAGAUGCCACCGUACCGUCCGCCAGAAGUUCAAUUGAGUCAUAGUUAUAAAUCACAGGGCGAGAAGUAUGGCUCCCUGGUGGAAAGUAGUAACCGUUAUCAUAGAGAUAGGGAAAGAGAGAUUCAUCAUAGGGAAAGAGUAAAUAGUUUGGACAAGACAAACACGUCAGCCUUUUAUCCAAGUUCCAUGCAUUCGCGUAAUAUGAAUAAGCAAGAUAACACUGGUAGUAUAGGAAGAAGGCAUCACGGAGGUUCGGUGUCCCUUUCCGAAGCAAAUAAAGAUGCGUACAACGUCAUGAUGGCGGAUUGGAAUGAACCAUCAGGGGUUCAGAAAAGCCUUGUCAGGGGCACCGGAGGACUCUUAAGUGGCGCGUCGAAGCAAAGGAGCGUCGAGGUUGCGGAGAGGGAGAGAGAGCGUGAACGCGACAGAGAGAAACAGUAUAGAAGGAACACAGCGUGCAAUAACUCGAUGGAUUGUGUGCCGCAGCCAUUAGCUCGAAGCUACAGUUUUGUACAGCAACAGAAGCAGCAGCAAAAGAUACAGCAGAUGCACCAGCAGCAAUCGAGGAGAAGGGACAGGGAUGACGAUUCGAUGCAUGAACGUUACUUAAUAAGUCAGAGCCACGAGCAACCUAGGCAGAGGCUUAGCAGCAACACUAGCAGUAGCAAUAGCAGUAAUAGUAGCAGUAAUAGUGCCGUAGGUGAGGAGACGGAGGGACUCACAGAAGGGGACGACAGUAAGAAGAAGAGAAGCAACGGGAACCCGAGUCCGCCUCCGUCUCCAUUCUACGGGAAUCCGUUGUCCGACGCCGAUUACUUGUUGCCGCUUCAACAUUAUAUUCUGCAACAGGCGAAACUCUCAGGUUGUUAUAAGUUCGGAGAUCCUUUGUUGGUAGAAGAAGGUGACGAUUCCUUGGACGAGGAGGGCGGAAGAGGCGAGGAUAUCGGCGGGAGAGCCGAAGACGAUUCUGAUGAUCAGUUCGCAGAUGACGAGGCAGCCAGCAACCAGGGUGAUUCUUCUAGCCAAGAGUACCUUGAAGAUCAUUACGCAGAUUUAGGUAAUUACGACACCGCAGGCUUAGCGACUUACUACAACACUGCGGACACGCUGACGAGGCCACAAGUGCGACCACCGUCACCACCGAAUACCAUAUCGCAAACAGAGAUCCGUGACAGCGUGACGACUACGAGACAAGUUACCGUACCAACGUGUACCAUCAGUUCCCUACCCACGAUUGGUACCAGCGUAGACAACGUCGACUCGGAAGAGGCAAGACGAAACGACAGUGCCGGCGGCGGCGAUAUCGAGAAAUACGCACAAGACAAUCUCAACUUGAACUGCGGGCGACCGAAGGGUUUGAGACUUCUCUUCCGGAAGAAGUUCAGCGUUCGAGACAUUCUGAGCUGGUCGAAGGAUCCUAUACCGCAACCGAUGCUCGUCGUCGUGGACGGGGAAAAGCUACUGAAACGGGAGGCUUGCAAUUUAUUCAGGCUGGUGCAAGUGUACAUGGGUGACCGGAAGGCAAACGUAGGGAUGACGUUGGACAGUGUGGCUAUGGACAUUGUAAAUACCGCGUUCUCGAAGCCGCCGUUACGGGAUGAACUGUACGUUCAGAUCUGCAGGCAAACCACAGAGAAUCCGCGGAAAGAGAGCCUCCGCCGUGGCUGGGAGCUGAUGGCCGUUUGCCUGGCCUUCGUUCCACCUAGCGCAACGUUCGAGCCCUAUCUUGAAGGCUACAUGAACAGACACCGCGAUCCGAAUUUCCAGUUCCCGGAAGUGGCCAAGUGGCCGAUCCACGUUCAGGUUAGUCACUACGCGACAGUCGCCUGUCGACGCCUUCAGCGAAUCGGUGCGCACGGCAAGCGGCAACCACGAAAGGCUACCAUAGAAGACAUUGAUCAAGCAAGGAUUCAAAUCUUCCGAGCGUCUAUGUUCGGGGCGACGCUCUCGGAAGUGAUGGCGUUGCAAAGAGACAGAUACCCGAACCGAGAGUUACCAUGGAUACAAACCACGCUAACACGGCAGGUAUUGGCCCGCGGUGGUAUAUUGACCGAGGGUAUUUUCAGGGUGUCCGCGGACGCGGAUGAGGUUAGCGCUUUGAAGGCUUGCCUGGACAGGUUCGAGGACGGCACGAUUCUGGCUGCUCCCCAGGAUGCUCACGCGCCCGCUUCUUUGUUGAAACUAUGGGUACGCGAGCUGUACGAGCCGCUGAUACCUGAUUCCUUUUACGCGGAGUGCGUCUCGAUGAGACACGACGACGCCGAGGUGUCCGCAGCGAACGUCGCUGCGCUCGUCGAUCGAUUGCCCGACCUGAAUCGUCGGGUGCUGUGCCACUUGAUACGGUUUCUACAGAUAUUCGCGAGACCCGAGGUGGUUGCCCGCACCAAAAUGGACGCGAACAAUCUGGCGAUGGUGAUGGCGCCGAACAUACUGCGGUGCACCUCGCAAGAUCCGCGCGUGAUCUUGGAGAACGCGCGAAAAGAAAUGGCUUUUGUUCGUACUCUUAUCGAGUCAUUAGAAACCGCUUGGGUCGAUGAUCUUCACUGACCUUAUUCUACUGCGCUAGAAGAAAGAACGCUCUAGACUACUAUGCCAAAUGAAAUCAGCUGUAUAUUCAUAAGUAUUGUUAGUUAUUUCACCGUUCUAUAUUAUCUUUCACAGUUCGUUUUUCUUUCUCUCUCUCGUCGUCUCUGUCGUUUUGUUUCUCUUGGCCAUCACCGGACCCCAAUAAUCCCGUUCCUCGAUGUUCUUCAACCGUAAUCUUUAGUGCUACGAAAACUUUACCAAGCUAAUCUCACCGAGUUUCCAACUUGCCCCCUUCGCUCCCCCUCGCUCCUCGUUCCCUAUUUAUUAUUUAUAUGCAAAUUAUAUGUUAUACAGAUAGAGAUUAUUAUUAUAUUAUGUAUAUCACUAUAUAUCAUAUUAUAUAUUUUACCAACCCUUGUUACCGCGUUGACCGUAACGCGGACGGCUUUUUUACUCGAUUAUUGUUGAAUCUCGUGUAAGAUAACAGAAAUCAUGUGUUACCGUGUAUAGCUGCACUCCGCGAUGAUCUUUUUGUAUAAGCGACGAAUUUGACGUGUACAACGUUUAUCGAGGAGUAAACAUUGCAAAGGAUUAGCAAGCUGUAUUCAACUGUGUUUUUUUUUCCUUCCGGUUUCACUCACCUGUUUUUACAACGAACAUUCUUUCGUUUCAAUCUUCCACUUCGACGAGAACAAUGAAACGAUUUCCGAGGGUGCACGACACAACCGUGCGUGACUGGCAGCUGUUUUCUUACUUCUAAUUUAUAACAAUUUUUCUUAUCUUUUCCAUUUUUCUUUUGUUGCCAAACGAAAGUUACCAGUUAAUAAUCAUUGUAUUAAAUAUAAUAUUUAAAUUAUACAAACAAAAUAUCACAAAACGAUGGUCGCCGUUAUGCCGUAAUGGACACUGUUUUCUUUCCUUCUCCUUUUUAAUGUAAAUAUCGUAUAAAAAUUGGUAUAGCAAUUGUUGUCGGUAUCCGAUGUUAAUAGAGUAAAUCACUCGCAACGUACCUGCUUUUACACUACGCUAAGCAUUAUCUAGUUACACCUAUCGAAAUUUUAUAUACAAGAUGUACAAAGUAAUCGAUUACACUAAAAUACUGCUUCUGAUGUGCGCCAAUUUCAUUAGACCUUCUUCGACGUGUGUUCAUCAUCUUCGAACCUGCUCCUAUCGGAACGAACACGUUUCGGCUCAAAGAAAUCUUUUCUUUUUCGUAGGAAUAGCAUAAUGAUUUUCAUAUAAAAACGUUUUCCCGACGAUUUUCCAGUGUUUCACGAUCGAAAGAUAAGUAUUGCCAUUUACAAGUUUGUUCAGAGAUCGUUAUAAGAGCUUCCCUGUACUCUAAAUCAAUCUUCGGAGCGUGUCCUCUUAAGCACAAGUCACCGUGUGUCUCUAAACGAUAGUACCGUUCGCGCGACCGCUGCACAAGUUCAACUUAAGUAGAGCUUAAGACUCCCGAACACGUUGAAACUUGCAGCAAUGCAGGCAUCGCGACAAGUGAUGGGUUUGUCUUCCAAAGUUUCAUAAUACAUGUUGCAGUCAGACAAAAAGUGAAAAAGGCUUGACACUAGAACUACCGGAAGGGACAAAAUGACCCAUUCAUGGUUUCUUUUUUUCCAGUUAUUGAGAAGGUAACGAAUGCUUCUCUGAGAAAUUACUAGAGAAAUUGGUUUAGUAAUGCAGAAACUACAGUGCAAAUC